Molecule: messenger RNA, 2455 nt
Organism: Cucurbita moschata (crookneck pumpkin)
Lineage: Eukaryota; Viridiplantae; Streptophyta; Magnoliopsida; Cucurbitales; Cucurbitaceae
Exons: 8
Coding region: 757-2157 (466 amino acids)
Source: RefSeq, a predicted model, not a curated record
CCUGCUAUUUAUGCCAUCUUUAUGGUUUUAAUUCCCCCCAGAAGUUUAAGAUUUUGUGAACUCGUAAAUACUGUCAGCUGCACCAGAUCGUUUAGUUUAUAGGAGUUUACUGUAUUUAUUUUUGCCGUUUUGAAAUUAUCAAUUGAUAUGGCAGUUUAGUGUUGAUAGAUUUAGGAUUGUUUAUAAUCUUCGCAUUUCUAAAUUCCUUUGGAAGUUUUGGAGCGUUUGAAACUUCGAAGUUAAGAAGCAAACGAGGUUAUGAAAUGUUUCACUUACUGGAAUGGAACUACAUUGCAAGUGUAUCUAUUUGCGAGCUCCUAUAGAAACUUUGUGACAAUACAUAAACAAUGCGUUAAGUUCCAUAUAAAUUGCAGCAAUCAUCAUGGAAAACUGCAAUUCGAAGCUUCCUGUACAUUAUGUCAUUCAUUAAGCUAGAAUCAUUUUGGAAACUUAUAAAACAAGAGGCUCUUAUUUUUAUUUCUGCCUGUCUUGAAAGGUUUAUAACCAGAGACUCUUGCAGGAAAGAGAAUAUAAUCGAAAUCAGAAAUCUGGAAGAAGAAGAUUACUUCAUAAUUCUUGAUGGAAGUUGGUUUCCCGUAAAAAACGAUACAACUUAAAAGCAGGGGCCAAACAUGAAGAUAACUAUGAAGAAAUGUGGAAUUUCUAUCGAUGGAUGAGAAGACAAUGAUAGUCUGAUUGAGGGCCUUAUUCCUCAGCUAUUUACUUCUGUAUCGGUUCUCAACGAGGCUGCUUCUUAUGUGGCACAAACAACUUCAUACUUUACUGGCUGUUUUUCUGAUUCUUCUGUUUUAUGGUGAUUUGGUCUCAGUUGACCCUGGGCUUAGAGACCCUAGGAGUUCUGCAUUACAUGAAGAGGAAUUAGUGACGUUUUCUUCCAGAGAGUCUGCAGUAACGACAGCCAGAACUAAUGGAAAUCAAAACUCUAGUGCUACACAAUCAAUAAUUUCUGAAUCAGAUGUAGCUGCAAUUGCUGCUCCCCCUGUAUAUACUGAAGUUUCAAGGACCAGAAUUGAAGAACCAUCUGGCCAUAGUGGUGGUCUCCAGUUGUCAAAUAACACUGGUCGGAGUGGCAUGUCAAUUUUUCAAGGCCUUAUUGAUCGAGCUUUGAGGACAGUACGCGGAUCUGCAGAUGAUAUAGGGUGGCUUCAAAGUGCAUCUGGAAUGCCUUCGGUUGAAGAUGGAACUGAUAGGUUUAUGGAAAUUUUGGAAGAUAUCAGGCAUGGUAUUCACAAAGUACCUAAUUCAGUGGUUUACUUGCUGGUUCCAGGGCUUUUCAGCAACCAUGGACCACUGUAUUUUGUUGAUACAAAAACGAAAUUCUCAAAGAUGGGUCUGACCUGUCAUAUUGCCAAGAUUCAUAGUGAGGCUUCAGUGGAGAGGAAUGCAAGAGAGAUCAAAGACUAUGUUGAAGAAAUAUAUUGGGGUUCUGGAAAACGUGUAUUAAUUCUUGGGCACAGCAAAGGGGGAGUAGAUGCAGCAGCUGCCUUAUCGUUGUAUUGGUCUGAUUUGAGAGAAAAAGUUGCCGGCUUGGCAUUAGCUCAAAGUCCAUAUGGCGGUAGUCCAAUAGCCUCUGAUAUCUUGCGGGAAGGACAGCUUGGUGACUAUGUGAACGUACGGAAGCUUAUGGAGAUUUUGAUUUGUAAAGUGAUGAAGGGCGACAUGCAAGCUCUCGAAGAUUUAACGUAUGAUAGGAGGAAGAAAUUUCUAAUGCAGCAUCAGUUGCCAGAAGAACUCCCUGUGGUAUCAUUCCACACUGAAGCCAGCAUUUCACCUGCUGUUUUAGCCACCUUGUCCCGUGUUGCUCAUGCAGAACUACCAGCCCCACUCUCUACUGCAGAAGCUGCAAAACUCCCCGUAGUGGUACCGCUGGGAGCUGCAAUGGCAGCCUGCGCACAGCUGCUGCAGAUGCGCUACCGCGAGAAGAGUGAUGGACUUGUAACUUGCCGUGAUGCUGAAGUCCCCGGAUCCACUGUGGUGCGUCCAAAGCGCAAGCUAGAUCAUGCCUGGAUGGUUUAUUCGUCUCUCUAUGACGACGCUUCCGAAGCAGAUGCAUCUCAGGUGUGUGAGGCACUUUUGACAUUGCUUGUUGAAGUUGGGCAAAAGAAAAAACACGAGUCGACGAAUAAGGAUGAGUAAUAGCAUUGACGUCGGCUCUGUUUGCUUCAAUUUUUCAUCCUCCUAGUAUUUUGUGUAGGUGAGAACGGAAUUUUUUCUGUAUAUAAUUUGGCUUGAGAUAUCACUACCUUUGAUGGGUCGCGAUAGUUACAGUAUUAUUGAAGCCGCGAGGACUCCGCAGACAGAUAGCAACAAAUUAGAUAGAAAAAAUAGGCGAUGCUUGAAGAGCAGUAAAAACCAUCGUGUAUUGGGUCAUGUAGACCCACAUUGGUGAAGCAGGUUGAUCGUUUAUGCCUAAAUCAGUAUUUUUGUAGUUUGA